Messenger RNA from Myiozetetes cayanensis, 1855 nucleotides. RefSeq names its product glycerophosphodiester phosphodiesterase 1 (gene GDE1). The transcript is spliced from 6 exons. NCBI's taxonomy places the organism in Eukaryota, Metazoa, Chordata, Aves, Passeriformes, Tyrannidae. The record is from RefSeq and is a predicted model, not a curated record. Gene Ontology annotation, molecular function: phosphoric diester hydrolase activity. Gene Ontology annotation, biological process: lipid metabolic process. The coding region runs from base 333 to 998 and encodes 221 amino acids.
CCCGGCCCGGCCAUGCUGUGCCACGGGGAGGGCCUGCUGAGCUUCCUGACGGCGCUGCUGGCGGUGGUGCUGGCGCUGAGCCGCAGCCCGGUGCUGGCGUGCCUGCUGCCGGCCGGGCUGUACCUGACGCUGCACCUCCUGUCGCUGGAGCCGCCCGAGCCCCGGAGCGCCCAGCGCGUCCUGCAGCCCCGCGGCUCCGCCGCCCGCGUCGCGCACCGCGGCGGCGCCCACGACGCGCCCGAGAACACGCUGGGCGCCAUCAGACAGCUGAGAAUGGAGCAACGGGUGUGGAGGUGGAUGUUGAAUUUACUGCAGAUGGUGUUGCCAUUCUAAUGCACGAUGAUACAGUGGAAAGGACAACUGAUGGGUCUGGAAGACUAUGUGACUUGACUUUUGAUGAAAUUAGGAAGCUUAAUCCAUCUGCCAAACACAGGCUACGGAACAAAUUCCCAGGUGAAAAGGUGCCAACUCUGAGAGAAGGUGUUGUGGAGGCAAUGCGUCACAACCUGACAAUCUACUUCGACGUCAAAGGCCAUGCAGAUCAGGCAGUUGAUGCCCUGAAACGACUCUACCUGGAAUUUCCACAGUUGUAUAACUGCAGCAUAGUCUGUUCCUUCAUGCCAGAUGUUGUUUAUAAGAUGAGACGAGCUGACAGAAAUGUUGUGACAGCACUUACACACCGGCCUUGGCAUCUGAGUUACUUAGGAGAUGGGACACGCCGUUUCAGUUCCUUCUGGAAACACUACUUGCAUGUGGGGAUGGACAUGAUUCUGGAUUGGAGCCUACACAGUUUCUUGUGGCGAUUGUGUGGGGUUUCAGCUUUCCUCAUACAGAAGAAUUUUGUUUCUCAGGACUAUGUGAGUCACUGGUCUUCCAAAGGAAUUCAGGUGGUUCCCUGGACAGUGAACACGUUUGCAGAGAAAAGCUACUACGAAGACGUCCUGGAGUGCAGCUACAUCACCGACAGCCUGGUGGAGGACUGUGACCCUCACUACUGACCCACCCCGCACUCCCUCCCCAGCCUGUCCAUUCACCAUCCACAGGGCAUCCAGCAGUGCCAAUGGAACACCAUAACAAUGGUUCUGGGAAAAGGCAGGGCAGCAGUUUUAUUCUGCCUGUGGUCAAACCUCAAAUGCAGAAAACCCUUCUGGGGCACUGGACAGAGCCACCCACAGUCUGAGGGAACUGCUGUGAUGUGAAAGAAUAAGAUUUGACAAGCAAACUGGGCCAAACCUUGUCUGUGCAGGUGGCUUUAUAAUUCUCUGACUGUUCCUUUGCUGUGUUUAAAUUCUGGUUAUAAAUUCCUAUUAGCAAUUUUUGUUGCCAAAAUUUAAAGUCAUACCUUGAUUUUACUAAUUUUAACAGCACGAUCUAAAACUGUAUAAUAAUUUGAGGUUGAUUCAUGGUGUCUUUAAAACAUCUACAUUACUGUUCUUAAAGCAGAACCUGAAAGUAAUGGUUCCAAAACAGAGGGUGAGUGCAUUUCCCUCCCCUGCAUGGAAAGGUGCUGCAUCCUGACAAGGAAGAAAAAGCCAACUUUCCACGUGGAAUGGGAAGGCUAUGAGAAUUAACAAAUAAAACUUGUUUAGCUUCUUAUCUUCCAGACUUUGCAAAAGAGCUAAGGGAAGAUAGGAAACUGUUUCUUCUAAUGACACAGCACAUGAAUGUAUUUAUUUUUAAAAGAAAGGUACAUAUGGAGUGCUGGUAAGAGGCAGAACAAAUGGAGCUGACAUGUCCUUUUUAGUUUGCUUACUGUUUGCAUGAUUGAAGGGCACUCAAAGGGUUAUGGAAACUGUAAUCCAGAUAUAACUUGAACUCCAAAGAGUCUGCAGUUACAAUAAACAAGUAUCUGAGA